CAAUGAAUUGUUAGACCUUAUCGAGACUAUCCAAUUAGCAAAGCGCGCGUGCCAGUUUAGACAAGUCCUACAGUUUAGACAAGUCCUCCUGGCCAAGAAGAAUAUAUAUAUUAUUGGAGGAUCACAUCGCGAUACGCCGCGCACUUGGAACUCUGCGGACUGCACAUUCGAAACAGUGGCCAAGUUCGACAUAUUCCGUCGUGAAUGGACUGAGACGGCACCCAUGGAGGUGGGCCGCAUUCUGCCGGGCGUAUCCGCACUAAAUGGCAAGAUCUAUGUGGUAGGCGGCGAACGUGGUUCACAAAUCCUGGCCAACGGCGAGGUAUACGAUCCACAAAACGAUAUUUGGCAGCCUAUAGCACCGAUGAUUGUGCCCCGUUGUGAGUUCGGAUUGUGCACCAUGGGUGGCAAUCUGUUUGCAGUGGGCGGCUGGAUAGGCGACGACAUUGGCGGAACCAUGGAGUGCUAUGAUCCAGAGAAGGAUCUCUGGAAACUGAUCGGUAGCAUGCCUCAGCCACGCUUCAGCAUGGGUGUCGUCAGUUUCGAAGGGCUGAUCUACAUAGUGGGCGGCUGCACUACGACCACAAGACAUUUACCGGAUUUAAUAAGCUACAAUCCCGUUACCAAGGAAUGGACGCAAUUGGCACGCAUGCAAACAGCACGUUGCCAAAUGGGCGUCGCUGUGCUCGAUCGCUAUUUGUAUGUGGUUGGCGGCAGUAGCAUCAGCCAGGAUAUACUUAGCUCAGUGGAGCGCUAUAACUUUGACGACGACAAAUGGUCGACGGUGUGCGCACUGAACGUUCCACGCGCCAUUCCCGCUGUGGCCGCCGCCGAUGGCCUGCUUUAUGUGGCUGGCGGGGAUCAGCCCUGCGAGGUGAACUUCUAUCGCGCUCAGGUAACCAUAAGCGCCGUUGAAUGCUAUGAUCCACUUUCGGACACCUGGAAGAAUUGUCCUGACUUGCCGGUUAGCCGCUCCGAAGCAGGCGCUGUGGUUGUGUAAAAGUCCAACAACACUCUCACAUCUUACGAUCUUGUUUUAAGCACAUCUAAAAUGCCCGACAUAAACUCUCACACACAUUUGCUUGUGUGGUACAACACGCUAGUUACAACCAUUACAACUAUUUUCCAUUUAAAAGUUGAACGUAGCGCUCUUUAACCAAGGCUCGACGCUCUGUGCGAUUAAUGUUUUCGAAAUGUAGCUCAGCUAUUCCUACCCAGUUUAGUAUUAUCUAGAACUUAGUCUGGAAUGUAACAGUAACAAUAGCCAGCAUCUGUUUGCUCCGUAGUAAAAGUUGUCCUUUAUAAAAGCGAAAACCAAAAUUGACAUGGAAAAAGUAUAUCGAUCUAUCGUAAUUGCUGAAAAUUGUUCAUCUUAGACUUAUUGAUGUUUAUGUUAAUCGAUCAAUCAUUCAAAUACAUCAAGUCAGAGAUUGCCAGCAUUGUAGGUGCGUUCUUAAAAAGCGCGUGCCCGAAUACGAAUAACUGUAUGAUUAAAAUGUACCAAAAACUAAAAGCAAACAUUCAAAAAGAAACAAACUGUAUUAAUAAUAGGUGUAUUUACGAAAAAUAAACGUACGACUAAAAUCACAA
Messenger RNA from Drosophila virilis, 1590 nucleotides. Its product is annotated as actin-binding protein IPP. Gene Ontology annotation, molecular function: protein binding. Lineage: Eukaryota; Metazoa; Arthropoda; Insecta; Diptera; Drosophilidae. The record is from RefSeq and is a predicted model, not a curated record.